This is a messenger RNA of Cotesia glomerata, 774 nucleotides long. RefSeq lists its product as uncharacterized. The transcript is spliced from 2 exons. Lineage: Eukaryota; Metazoa; Arthropoda; Insecta; Hymenoptera; Braconidae. The coding region runs from base 1 to 678 and encodes 225 amino acids. The record is from RefSeq and is a predicted model, not a curated record.
AUGAUUUUGUUGCUCGUCAACAGGCUGAAUUUUUCAAACUACGAAAAGAAUCUCGAAGUUGGACAAGUACUUGUUGUUGCUGACUUCUCAGAAAAUUACUCAUUUUUACUUCAAAACAGUGUCCAAGGAGCUUAUUGGAAUAAUAGUCAAGCGACAAUCCAUCCAUUUGCUUGCUAUUAUAGAUCCAUUGAUGAAAAUGUCGACAAUAUAGUACCUCUAAAUUUGAUAAUCAUUUCAGACAACUUGACGCAUAAUACAACAGCAGUUUAUAGUUUCCAGGAAGUACUGACAUCGUUUCUGAAAAAUAAAAUCCCAGACAUUUCUAAAAUAAUUUAUUUUUCGGAUGGUGCAGCAUCUCAAUAUAAAAAUCGGUACAAUUUGCUGAACUUGCUGCAUCAUGAGGAAGAUUUUCAAAUACCAGCGGAAUGGCAUUAUUUUGCAACUUCACAUGGAAAAGGUCCAAGUGAUGGUUUAGGCGGAACAUUAAAACGGAAGGUUGACAGAGCCAACCUCCAAUCUAAAGCUGACGACCAAAUUCAAACACCUGAUGAGCUAUUCCAAUGGGCAAAAGAAAAUAUCUACGAGUUCGUUGAAGAACCAGAUAUUAAAAGCAGGUUAAGAAAAAGAAAAGGAGCAACAACAGUAACUGAAGAAUUGAAGAAAAAAAAAUUUUCGUAACAGAAUGUCAAGUAAACUUACACGUAAAAAGCCCUAUUAAAUAAAUUAAUAACCAAUAAUAAACAAAUAUCAUUAAUGUUUUUUUUCUCAUCAUUA